Messenger RNA from Medioppia subpectinata, 344 nucleotides. The record is from the annotation of a GenBank genome assembly. NCBI's taxonomy places the organism in Eukaryota, Metazoa, Arthropoda, Arachnida, Sarcoptiformes, Oppiidae.
AAGCAAUGUUUUGAAAGUGAAUUGAAUUACAAAUUAAUAAAUGCUUUAAAAAUUUUAAAUUAAAAUAUAUUUAUAAUUAUUAUUAAGUAAUAAAAAGUACUUUAAAUAUGAAUAGAGUUUUCAAAACUAACGUGUUGAAGACAUGGAUGAGACAAAUGCAGACCACUUGUAUGACAAGACAAGAACUGCCAUCACUUGAGUCGAUUGAUCCAUCGGGCGAUGCGGUGGUCGACGCCGUGACCGACAAGAUAUAUGAGGACUCGUUAAGACACGAAGACUUCUUCGGUGUCAACAAACUGUUUACAGUCCGACAACUGUUUGAAUCGAGAGCUCAUUUCGGGCAC